Messenger RNA from Paramacrobiotus metropolitanus, 1789 nucleotides. Its product is annotated as histone-lysine N-methyltransferase SMYD3-like. NCBI's taxonomy places the organism in Eukaryota, Metazoa, Tardigrada, Eutardigrada, Parachela, Macrobiotidae. The record is from RefSeq and is a predicted model, not a curated record. The coding region runs from base 222 to 1598 and encodes 458 amino acids. The transcript is spliced from 5 exons.
AACCUGCAGUGGUUAUCAGGCUAGCACUGACAAUAGUUAUGAAAAUUAUUCUUUAUGGAAAAGUACAUGUCAAGAAACCGAAGACAACCCCAUCGUAAAGAGUACAAGCGCCUACCUACACCGUAACGAAUCCAUAAGCCAAACUACCCGAGUUUUUUCUAUCGUUCCGGUAUAAUCAAAACUCCAUCAUCCCAGCACGGCUUAACUGAACUUUUAGCAGAAUGGAGACGGUAACAGCAAAACUCGCUUUCAAGCCGGGCGAUUUGGUUGAUAUCGGAAAACCAUGGAUAUUCACUGUGCGUCCCGACCUCGUGGAGCAUGCAUGCCAUUAUUGUUUGUCCAUUCCCCAAAUACAGAUGAACCUACACCGAUGUUCACAGUGCCAUUUUACAAAAUAUUGCAGCCAGCAGUGUCAGAAGCUCGACUGGAAAUCCUGCCAUAAGGAUGAAUGCAAGCUGUUAUUACAAACAAACGUACUCGAUAUCGGUCGCCCGGGAUUUGAGUACUGGAUUCUGUUAAGAAAGGCCGCUAUUAAACUAAAAAACAAUCCACAAGAUAUGGAUGUCUACAACAAGUACACUUCGAAUCAGGAAGAGGCCAGCGUCGAUCCCGUUGCACGAUCUUUAUUCCGCCAGUACUCGAGCCAGUUAAAACUAAUCAAUCCCAAAAGCCGACUUCACAGUGAUUAUCCGAAAUUUUGCGAACUGUUUAGCAGAGUAAUAUUCAACACCUCCAUGAUCAUUGGAGUGCGGAAACCCGGUUCACAGCCUGGAAUCGGGUUGGCGCUGUAUCAACCCGGCGUCACCGGUUCAGUUGUCGGGUGCAACAGAAACAUAACGUCCUACAGCCAGGAUAAGCAGCUUUUUGUCAAAGCUACUAGGAAUAUUUACGAAGGCGACGCGCUCAUUGCUUCUCAAGGAUCGCCGUUUCUCAGUCCAAACGAGCGUUUUCUGCGCUACCGAGAAGUAUACGCCACCUGUCACUGCGACGCAUGUACUGUGCCAUCGAAAGACGCAGAACGUAACGCUUUCAAUUGUGGCACAACAGGAUGUCGUAAUGCCAUUCCACUGGACGACCGCGCAGCUUCGGCAUGCAGCGACUGCGGACGAAUCAACGACGAUCAAACUGAGCGCGCUAAGUCCAUUGUUCAGAUGCUGCUGGAGAAGGUGGAUGCCGGACCACCCUCCCUCACCGGAAAUCUGUUCGUGGAUAUUCAUUCCUGCAUACAAAUAGCCGAACGAAUUCUUCAUCCGACGAAUUUCACAUUAGGUUUAUUUUAUAAGCAUGCAUCGGAUGUGUUCACUAAUAUCCUUGGAAUGAAGGGACGGGCAGUGGAAUGUCUGGAAAAGAUGCUGGUUCCACUAGAGUUGCAUACUGAUCCAUACCUGGAAGAAAUCAUCAACACCGUACAGCCAAUUUGCGUUUAUCACACGAGAGUUAUGAACCACCGACUGGCUGAAAAAUAUUUAUCAAAAUAUCGGCGUAUUGUGGAAACGAUACAUGGGACGGAUUCUCUACAACACGAGCGCUUCCAACAGUUUUCCAACAAGCUGGCUGCUAUGCGACACACUUUUGUAGAUAGUGACGAUUCUGGUUGAAACUGCCGAAAUGAAAUUCCUUACUGUGGUUUUAAUUUUUUAUCUAUUUUGAUAAUUAUUACUGCUGCUUAAUUUUACGGACACAUAAUGAAGUUGUACAAAAAGUCGAGUGAAAUUUAACAUUUCGAAUUUUUAAUGGUCGGCGCUGAUAAAUUGACAGAGACCGCUUAUACGCAACAAUUGAUUCCGCA